AUGGGCGCUGCAGGCUCCCGCGCGCUCUCCCGCCUCGGCCUCCCCGCGCCCGCCGGGCCCGCGUGGCUCGGCGUCGCCGCUCUGGGGCUGGCGGCGGCGGCGCUGGGGGCGGUGGCCUGGCGCGCGCGGCCCCGGCGAGGCUGGCGACGGCAGCCGGUGGGCACCGUGGCGCAGCUCUGGGUCUACCCGAUCAAGUCCUGCAAGGGGGUGGCGGUGCCCGAGGCCGAGGUGACGGCGCUGGGGCUGCGCGUGGGGCAGCUAUGCGACAGGUUUUGGCUUGUGAUCAACGAGGAGGAGAACAUGGUGACCGCUCGACAGGAGCCUCGCAUGGUCCUGAUUUCUCCGACCUGUGAAGACGACACCCUGACUCUCAGUGCAGCCUACAGCCAGGACCUGCUGCUGCCCAUCAAAACACCCACUACCAACCCGGUGCGCACGUGCAGGGUGCAUGGCCUGGAGGUGCAGGGCCGGGACUGUGGCGAGGCAGCAGCGCAGUGGAUCACCAGCUUCCUGCAGUCAAAGCCCUACCGCUUGGUGCACUUUGAGCUCCAGAUGCGGCCCCGGAGCUCUCAGCAAAUCAGGGCUGCAUUUGGGCCCUCGGACCAGGUUGCCUACUCGGAUUCCAGCCCAUUCCUGGUCCUUUCUGAGGCCUCCCUGGCUGAUCUGAACUCCAGGCUGGAGAAGAAAGUGACAGCAACCAACUUCCGGCCCAACAUUGUCAUCUCCGGAUGUGGGGUCUACGAAGAGGACACCUGGGACGAGCUCCUCAUCGGGGAUGUGCGGCUGAGAAGGGUGAUGGCCUGCUCCAGGUGCAUCCUCACCACGGUGGACCCGGACACUGGCGUCAUGCACAGGAAGGAACCGCUGGAGACGCUGAGGAGCAGCAUUUGUCCCGGGGCUGCAGUACGAGGAGCCCGUGCCACGACUGGGGCACAGCCGGGGCAGGCUGAGGGCUCGGGCUUCCAGACCUGACCCCAGGUUCCCACCGGUGUCUCUCAUCUGCAGCACGGCAUUCGACCCAAGUUGUUGUAGUAGUUUUAUUCUCUCUUUUAAAAAUUGUAUCUUUUAAAGGCAAGACAGAGUGGAGUUAGUGCUUCUAAUAACAUUGUUCUAAACCUAGCAGUGAUGCCAGACGGGCCGUGGAUCUGCCCGUGUCGCCCCCUCUGCUCCUGUGCCUUCUUCCUCAGCUUCUUGAGUUUUCCUCCUGGCGAAAGUGUUUCUGUAGAGGGUCUCAGUCGCCGCACACCUCCCCAGGCCACAGGUGCCGUUCCUGGGAGUGGGACCCUGCCCUGCUCCCAGCCCGUCUCCUGCAGGACACCCCCUGGAGCCGUCAGAGUGCUGGCCCCAGCAUCCCGGGCUCCCUCCCUUGCACACACAGUGUUUGGGGUGGGCUUGGAGGACAAGGCGGGAUUGCACUGCCUUGGGGACCCCACAGGAAUCACAGUUGUAGGACACAGCGAGGGGAAGGAAUUGAGAGGUACAGAGAACGAGCAGGGUGGAAGGGUCUGGCCUGGGCUGGAGCCAGCAGAACGUCUCUCCAGCCAAGCCAAAGAGUGGGACUGUGUUUCUUCAGCACUGGGGAGCUACUGAAGGUUUUGGAGCUAGGAAGGACAAGGCCAGAGCCAGAUGGAGACAGUGUAGGCAGGAACUUGGUGGGGGCAGGUGGAGACAGGAGGUUGAUUGGAAAUUACUGAGUCUCCUCCGAUGCUGUUCUGAGAGUGCUGGGAGCAAGAUCAUGAAGCCAGGAAUUAGAAAAAAACUAGGGGAGCCGCGUGAUGCUGCACAGGAAGGGGCAGCAGGGACAAGUCAGGGAGAGAGGGAAUGGGGUGAGUGGGGGAAAUGGGUGCAGCACCCCAAGCCCACCGCACUGGUGGGACCUAGGUCGGGGAGAGACGAGAGAAGCCGGGAGGUGGACGCUGAGCGUCGCAGCGUGGCCGGGCCUGUCCCGACAGUGAUCUCUGCCAGUGCCGCAGAGGAAGCGUCCGUCCAUGGAGACACGGUGGGGAUGCGCGUGGGCUGCGCUGCUGUGGUUACCCCAGGGCCACGUCAGGUGACACGUCAGGUGUCAGGUGACGCCCCGAGCGGGUGGAUCCCGCCUCAGCCCCUGCCAGCCUGCGACCCACAGAACUCUCUCUCC
Molecule: messenger RNA, 2137 nt
Organism: Heterocephalus glaber (naked mole-rat)
Lineage: Eukaryota; Metazoa; Chordata; Mammalia; Rodentia; Bathyergidae
Source: RefSeq, a predicted model, not a curated record